Molecule: messenger RNA, 1908 nt
Organism: Zingiber officinale
Lineage: Eukaryota; Viridiplantae; Streptophyta; Magnoliopsida; Zingiberales; Zingiberaceae
Exons: 5
Coding region: 150-1706 (518 amino acids)
Molecular function (GO): metal ion binding; phosphatidylinositol binding
Source: RefSeq, a predicted model, not a curated record
GCUCUUCCUCCUUUCGUCAGGUUUUGGUUUUCUUCGCAGCUCCAACACCAAAAAUCCCUUCGGAAUCCUCAAUCUCCCAGCAAUCUAUUUCAAUUUUCAAUCAAUGGUGAAUUUUCUUUUGGAAAUCUGACUCGCCUGAUCGAUUCACUAUGAUAGGGAGCAACAAUCUCUACUCUGCAACGGGAAUUGAGGAAUCGACAUCUCCCCCGUCUGCCGCCUAUUCGGAUACAUGCAUGAAGAAUUUCUGCCCUUCGUCGGUGGAGGUUUCUGAUCAAAUAGAGGAUAUCAACAAUGAUAUCUCUUCACCUAAGAGCGAUAAAUCUUGCAAUCCAGAAGUGCUUCAAUCUUCUAUUCGCAGAAUGAACACUACUGAAGAUGCUGUAGAAAUGAAAUCAGGCAAAUAUUUCUUUUAUGAUUCGCCGCUUUACGAGGAAACUGGCUUUUGGAUACCUGUAUCUGUCCCUCCCAUGCUUGAAAAUGACCAUGAUGAAUGGAGCAAGGGAUUUAGUUCCAAUGGUGGUUACUUUCCUGAGGAAGAAUUCAGUUGGGACCAAUUAUCAGAAGAUAAGGAGAUGACCAUAUGGGAUGUGGUUUAUGAAAUGCUUCUUAUGGCGCGAGGCAAAGUGAGUGCUGUUAGUUCGGGCGACCUUAUGAGUCGUAAAGUGCCUUGCAUGUCAACAGAACUCUUAGAAGAAACAUGGAAAGAAAUGGCUAAGACUCUGGCAGAGGCUAACUAUGGGCACAAAAUGGUGAUUUUGGAAACUGAGCCACCAAAGUGGUUGCCUGAUAGUGCUGCUGCAGCUUGCAUGUUGUGCAAUGUGCGCUUUCACCCAAUAAUGUGCUCAAGGCAUCAUUGCCGGUUUUGUGGUGGCAUAUUUUGCAACGAUUGUUCCAAAGGAAGAAGCUUGCUUCCUAGAAAAUUCAGAGUUGCAGACCCACAACGAGUCUGUGACGUUUGUGGCGUUCGAUUGGAAUCGGUUCAGGUUUACUUGAUGAAUCAAAUCAGUCAUGCCUCGCAACUUCCAACCCAUGAUUUGACUGACCUCAGCACCUUGCGAUCAUGGUUGAACUUUCCAUGGGGUCGAACUAUGGAGUAUGAGAUUUACAAAGCAGCAAAUAUACUUCGCACUUACACUAAGGUUGGUUCUUUGAAGCCUGAGAAGUCCAUCCCUGAAGCUAUUCUGAAACAAGCAAAGGGCCUUGCAAUCCUAACUGUUGUUUGUGUUGGUAUGGUUGUUACUUAUAAAAUUGGGACUGGUCUUGUUAUCUCUAGACGAGAAGAUGGCUCCUGGUCUCCACCCUCUGCCAUCUCUUCAUUUGGUUUUGGAUGGGGAGCUCAGGUUGGAGGCGAGCUAACUGACUAUAUAAUUGUAUUGAGGAACAAAGCUGCCAUCAAAACUUUUAGUAGCCAUGGGCAUUUAUCACUUGGUGCAGGAGUGAGUGCAGCUGCUGGCAUUGUUGGACGGACAGCAGAGGCCGACAUACGUGCAGGUGAUGGUGGUUAUGCUGCUUGUUUGACAUACAGCUGCAGUAGAGGUGCGUUUGUCGGUUGUGCUCUCAAUAGCAACAUGGUCGGUACUCGUGUGUCUGAAAACUCCCGUUUCUAUGGCGCUCCGGUCAAGGCAUCCGACAUACUUUUGGGCUCGAUGCCGAGGCCACCAGCUGCCGCCGUCCUCUACCGUGCUCUUUAUGAUCUUAUUCCUUAAGCUGGAAAGUUAUCCCAACCAACAAUAUGAACUCCUGAUUCCAGUCUGAUUACUAAGGAGGUCAUCUAUAUAUGUUGGCUCGCUUCCGGCCCUAAUUCUUUGGUUUUGUGUGCAUAAAGUAGCAAUUCAAAGUGUACAGAUGGAAAUCACUUGACAAAUCUUUUAGUUUAUUGUUUGGAUCAAAUCUAUGCAAUCCUAAAUG